GAUCCGGGCUGGGUGCAGCGGCGGGGCUGUCCCGUCCCUGGUGCCUCGCUCCCGGGUCCCGUGCGGGGAGGGACCGGGGCUAACGGCUGGAUCCGGGGACGCUUCUCCCCAUCACCGCAAGGGGAGCAUCGCUGCCGCCUCCCUGCGCUGAGCGCUCGGCGGAACCCCCCGAUCUGGGAGCUGGCCCAGGUAUUUUUGAGCUGACUUUCUUCCAUGACUACUAAGAUCAAUUAAACCAUGGAUACUUAUACCAGGGCCCGAAGCAGUCAAACAAAGCCUAAAGUGUCAGUGAAAAAGGAUUUCACUGAUGGUGUACUACGCUCUGUGAAAUCAUUGUUACACAGCAGAAAAGAAUUAUGUAACGUGUCCGCUGAAGAAUGUUUAAGGCAGGAGGAAAAGGACAAUUUUAUUGAGGUCACAUUUCUAGGUUUUGCUGGAGAGACAAAUGCUGCUCAUAUGCAGGAAUUGGCUGCUGUUUCUGUAGAGCUCCCAGAUGUUCUGAAAUCACUCCAUUUCUGUAGUCUAAAUGAAAAGGAAGUUAUUUUCCUGAAGGAUAUAAAUAAACCCAUGGAAAUCAGUGAUGUCUGUAAACAUCAGAAUCAUCUUUCUGGAGUGCUUUGUGUGAUGAGAUUGUCUCCUUCGUUCCCAAGGAUCAAAGUUGAUUCUAUAUUUACCUUACUGAGCAAAUAUGCUACUGGUGUAAGAUAUACAAUGGAAGUAUACUCAUUACAGAAACAUGAAACAGAGAUGUCCCAUGCAGAGGAUGAUGACACUAAUCAGUCAGUGUCUUCAAUUGAGGAUGAUUUUGUCACUGCUUUUGAGCAUUUAGAUGAGGAUGAACCUUCAAAGAUACAAAAUGCUGGCACAACCUAUACUACUCAGAAUCACCGGGAUGCUGCUUCACAGACCAUCCCUGCUCAUUGUUUAGAAGCUAUUGACUCAAAGAUCAUUGUGCGCUCUGGGCAUCGAAAAUCAUCUGCCAAAUCUUCUGCUUCUCUGAUAAAUAUCUUGGGACUUAAAGAACUGUCCUCAUCUGUAAAGAAUUCAGUCACAACCUCUAUUUCUGAUCCUUGGAUACAGAGGAGUUUUUACAAGCCAUGUAAUUCCUCUGACCAACGUGUUAAUGUUUUGCAUAAAACAUUGUUUUCUUCUUCUCCUGCUGAAUCAUCUGAGUCAGAUUGCUCCAGCCCUAGCCCUGUUAUCUUCUUAGAUGAAGAAGGGUAUCAAAAGAGCUUGAAGGCAAAACUUCAGCUACCAAAAAUUCCAGUAGUGAAAGAUGGUAUAGAGGACUCAGACUCAGAAGUAAGUGAAUUUUUUGACAGUUUUGAUCAGUUUGAUGAACUGGAACAGACUCUGGAAAGUACUUGUAAACUUAUAAGGGAUCCCAUCCUUGGUAAUCCACCCCAGAAGAGAGAGAUUUCCCUUGAACAAUUGCAUUCUAAAACUACUACUAUGAAUCCUCAAAAAUUCAAGUUUGAUCGUCCCACUCUUCCAGCCAAUGUAAGGAAGCCAACUCCUCGUAAACCAGAAUCGCCCUAUAGCAGCCUCUUUGAUGUUCCAGACUCCCCUCGGCCAAUGAAAACAGGAGAAGACAAUGGAGGUUUGUUCAGCCCUAUAAGAUCAUCAGCUUUCAGCCCACUAGGGAGCUGUGCUUCAACUGAAUGUCUUUGUCGGAUGGAUAUCAAUGGAGAUGGGCUUAAUCAAAAUCAUGAUACACUUUAUAGUGAAUAUUCAGAUUAUGUAAACAAUGUUUCAUUUGAAAUCCUGGGUUCUGUUUUUCCUUCUCAGUCUACAUUACUACAGAAACAUGCUGAAAACAUUUCCAGCCUUAAUAGGAUUGUCUCAAAAGAGGAAAAAGGUCAAAACGCAGAACUCCAGAGGAAAACUUCUGACAAGGAGCCAGCUAAAAAAGUUAAAUAUAAACACAAAUCACAAAUGAUUAAGGACAGCAUACAAAAAUUUGCAGCAGAACUGGUUGAAAAAAGUUUUGGUACUGCAUUUAAAGACUUACAAAAAGGAGUUUCUUCAUGCACCAAUGCACUGUGUCACUUGGCUGCUAGAUUGACUUCUUCAGUCUUUCAAAUGGCUUUUUAUGAGAUAGGAAGGCGGCGAGCCUUGUCACUGAAGGAACGUGCCAUUAAUGGGCUAGCAAGCUUUUUGGUCAGUGAAGCUAUAACAAGUGCUUUAAAAGAAAUGCGAUACGUGAAGCAACAAAUAUUUACUAACACAGUUGCAAGAUUUGCAGCAGACCUCACCGAGGAACUUAUUUUUGAGGGAAUCAUGGAAGUUUGCCAGUUUUCACAUCCAUCAACACCAACGACUGCGCGGGAUUGGGCCUUUGAUUAUGAAGACAAAGUAGUAAGAUCAUAUGCCAAAGAUUUGUCUGAAUCUGUCAUUCAGGAAGCUUUCAUUGAAUUAUCACAGGUUGAUGUUACCUUCACAACGCAAGCAGCAAUUAGUGUUUCCAUGGACAACAUAAAAUAUGUAAGUGCAGAAAGUCCGUUGCAGUCAACACAGACUACCACUGCUUUUCCUAAUUUUCAUGAUAAUGCACUUUUAGCAUUGAAUCCAGUACAAGAAACUGGAAAAGAAUAUACUGUACAGCAAGCCUUGUUUUGUACUUCUGGUGUUGUAAGUUCAAUACUAGUACCCUUAGCUGGAACAGCACUUUAUCAACAUCAGGCUUCAUCUGAUGUUUAUAAGGCAAAAGUAUGGACUUGUUCGACAGCAGGUGGCAGUCUGAAAAUGUACAAAAACGCUACACAGCCAUAUUUUACAACAAAAAAGAGAGAAGAGGAAGUGGCUUCUCUUAGAAAUAUUUACCUGACUGCAGAUCACAGUGAAAGUACUGAAAGUAGUGCACGAUGUUUUUUUAACCAGAAUGAUUUCAAACAAAGAAAUAAUCCUGAAGUGAAUAAUACUUCAGAUUUAACAACUGGACCAACAAGCAUCAACAGUUUCUCUGGAACAAUGGUAGAUAUGAUAGUAAAUGAGGCAUAUGAAGCAGUAACCUCAUCCGGGGUUACCAAAACAGUGGAGGAAUAUACAGAUUGUGUAACUAGAAAAACACCUCGUUGGCAGUGUGUUGGUGGAGAUAUUCCUAAGAAUACUUUUGCUGAUCACUUGGCCAAGUGUAUUGUAAAACAGUCUGUAGAUGAAACUAAAUCUAUGUUCUCCCACACAAAUGAGACUGUGGAAUGUAAUGGAGGCUUACAGAUGAACACAGAUAACUGUAAAAAAGAACUGCAUAGUGCAGUAAAGAAACAAGAAUCCGAGAAACACAGAUUUGUUCCUAUAAUUGUGGAACCACAGCAGCUGCCUCUGAAUAACCCACCUAAUUUUCUUGUUACGUCAGUUGACUCUGCUCAGUGUUUACUUUCAGUACCUAAAGAUUGUGUUCAGGAACGUAAAGGAAAUGAAGUAUGUAGGUUUUCUUCAAGCACUCCACCUCCUUGUCCUACUGUGACUCUCGCUAGUUGUAAUGUGGAAGAGUUUACUGAUUCAGGAAGCAGUUCAAUAAAAUCCCAAAGUAAACUAUUGAAAAAAUAUGAUAUGCAAAAAACAACGCUAGCUCCUUCAGCUUUGGGGCAGGAGAGCUGUUUUCUACAUGCAAGUAACCUUUCUUUGGUGAUGUUUGGCUGUGAAGAUUCUUUGCAGAUGGAAGAUAAAUCAAGCAUCAGAGAUGGAAAUGUCUGUGCAGUACCUAAUACACCACCACCAACUCCUUUAGUACCAUCUCAGACUAGUUCUGAGCGGAACCUAAGGAAGCUUACCAAGAAACUCAAGGGAGAAUUAGCAAAGGAGUUUGCACCUGCAACACCGCCUUCUACACCUUAUAACUCAUCUGCUGCUGCCUUGUCUGCAACUGAACAUGACUCCUUGGAAAAGGAAGAGUUUAUGCUGAAACUCAUGCGAUCACUUUCUGAAGAAGCUGAAAGUAGUGAAGAUGAAGAACACUCUGAAAUGCUUGUGGAGAAAACUGAACAUUCAGAGAAAACAGUACAGUAUGCUGAUCAUUUAGCUGGUCAUAUCAUUUCUGUGGCAACUGAAAUGGCUGCUUCCCAUUUAGAUGAUAAAACAAUUAAAAGAAAAGCUGACAGACACUGCCAAUUAAACGCACAAAACAAAAUAUGUGGGUAUACUGCCUUUAUAAAUAUCCCAGAAGAAACUUUACAUUCAUUGUGGAAUUAUGCUGGUGAUAUGGCUGGAAAGGUUAUCAAUGAGGCUAAGAAGAUGAUAAAAUCAAGGCAUUGCAAGCUGCUGAGGUUGAAGCGGGUUAACUGUCAUGUAGAUUGUCUUUCUCUCAGAAAAGAUGAUAGAGACUGUAGGUCAAAAGAGAAGUGGUGUCCGGUAGUAAACCAGUGGUCCGGAGAGGUAGAUUCAUCUGUACUUUCAUUACCUCAGAGUUUAGGAACAACCGGUCUGACUUACCGGUAUCCAAGUUGCGAAAGCGUGACUGAUGAAUAUGCAGAUCACAUCAUUCGAGUUCUGAAAAGGGAAGGUGGCAACAGUGAGUUAAUAAUGGAUCAAUAUGCUAGUAGACUUGCUUAUAGAUCUAUAAAAUCAGGCCUACAACAAGCUGCCAGGAAAAUCAAGCUGACAUACAACAGAAGAAUGUUUCCUGUACAGAACACACAGGUAAAUGGUAGGCUUGAGCUGUUCAAGAUAUUGAACAAAGAUAUGGAUACAAAAUGGCAAAUGAAAAGUGGUGUUCAAAGGUGUGGAGGCCAAGCCUGUGAAAUAAACAAUUUACACAGAACUGAUGGUACAGAGUUGUUACAUUUUUCUGAAUCCCUUGCUCAUCGUAUAACAUAUGAUGUCAGAAGAAAACUGAAAAUGUCAGCAGUUUGCUUGCCAAAAUCCUUAACAGAUUCCUGUCUAUAUAGAAAAUCUAAAUUUGAUGAAACCACAGGGGACUGCCUUAAAACAACACUUUCUAAAACAGUUCCUCCUUUCUCACAAAAACAUAAAUUGUAUCAUAGCACAGGCAAUUUAAAUGAAUAUGGCUAUCGAGAAGACAUCAUUCAAGCUAUAGAAGAGUAUGCUAGAAAAGUAGUGGAUGACACCUUAGAAAUGAGUUUGGAGUCUGCUGUUCUCCAAGCUGCUGAAAACAGGAAAAAUGGGGAUAGAUUCACUUACACAGAAAAGUUGUUUCCCUUUUCUGGAACAGCCUGCAGAUACUGUAGUAUGAAGGAAUAUCAGUAUUGUACUGGAAGUUCAUCUCCACACCUGCCUGUGCAAGAACCCCUCCCUAGAAUCAGGCAGAUCCCCAAUUCAGGGUUGGGUGGUAUCUGUCAAAAAUCAAGAAUGUUUCACCUUGAUAUUCCCAAAAUUCACAUUGACAUGGAACAGAAGACAGUAUUUUCUGAGAAGGUGGUUGGUGCAGCUAUUGAGAAAGCGGAGAGAGAGCUGAGUAACACAAGUCUGACAGCUGAUAGUGGUAUUGGACAUGGUGGAGUCAGCUUUGCUGAAAGCCUUACUACAGAAAUAAUGACUUCAGCUAUGACUAAUAUUGGUCAGGUUGUUAACAUAAGUUCUAUGGGAAGAGAAGGAUUUCACUCAGCUGAAUCUGUUGUUAGCCAGCAGAUAAGUCUCAGUAUUGGUGAUGAUAGCAUUGGCAGCUGGUCCAAUCUAAGCUUUGAAGAUGAACAUCCCGACGAGAGCAGCAGUUUCCUUCACCUCAGUGACAGUAAUGGUAACAGCAGUAGCUGGAGCAGUCUUGGUUUAGAAGGAGAUAUGUAUGAGGAGAAUUUAUCCUUUCCAACAUCAGACAGUGAUGGAACAGAAGAUAAAGAUGAAGACCCCAAGAAUGCUGUAGAAGGUGUGGGGCAGGUAGGAAAGGCAUUGCUAAUAGUGAAUGUUGACAUGGAACCACAUAUGGUGGACCCCCAGCUGAGAACAACCUUGCAGUGGCUGGCAGCUUCCGAAACAGAGGUAUCUGAGCUUCGUUUUCAUGAUACUGCUACGAAGGAAUUCAUUCUCCUUUCAAAAAGACUGAGAGAGAGAGGCUGGAAAGUGGGAGAUCUCUUGCAAGCAGUGCUGAAAUACUGUGAAAUGAUGGAGAAGAUGUCUGAUGGGGAUAGACUUCUGAAUAAACCUUUAUUUGGCUGGCUUCUGGAAAAUGUCUGAAAAAUCCAAAGACCCAAUAUUCUUCCCUUCAUUCCUCCUUUAGAAGGAGACAUGAAGGACAAAGAUGUAUAGCGUUAAAAUUUAACUGAUGAAUGGUCUAUUAACUGUCAACAUUUUAAGAGGCUUUGGGGUGAAAGUAAAUAUAGCAGUUCUGUAAGUAUUUUGUGACGCUGUAUACGGUAUGUUUAUCCAGUGCAUAUCUUCAUAAUUGAUAUCAGGGUAUUGUGUCCAUCCACGCAUAUUUGUAUAUACUGCUGUGUUCAGACUAUAGAAUGUGUAUGACGAAAGAUCUUAUCCAUGGACAAUAGUUGACAAGUGAUAAAACAGGUUAUGCAGGGAUUCCCACUGUAUUGGUAUAGUUUAUAAUCUGAGGCAUACCAUAUUAAUAGCAUUAUUAAGUUUGAAUUGCUAAAGAAACAUGUGUCAAUUUUACAUGCAACCAUUUUUAUUGCAAAUUCUAUGUUUUGAAGCAUUUUGAUAUGUUGGUAUGACAUACUAAUGCAUUAAAAAUAGCAAGUACUUGGAGAUUUUCCUCUUGGAAUUUUGCCAUCUUUUCAGAAAAACAGUUCCUUAUCCCUAAUCCUCCACAGAUAAAGGAUUUUUGUGUCACAAACUGACCUUCUGAAUAAGGACCACAUUAAAAUAGUAAAUUUUCUUAAAAUAUAAAGAGAAAAGUUUUUUGCAAAUUGUCAUUUUUCUUCAAUAACUUUUGCUAAAAUUCUUGCUUUAAAGGAAGCCAUUCAAUCAAGUCUUUUAACAAAUGGAACUGUGAGUUUGGUUACUAAUGCUGUCUACUUGUCCUGUGGUUGAAGGGUUUGUCUGUGUCUUUACAUGCCUAUUGGUUUAUAAGUGCCAAUAGUUCAUCUUCUUUUGUUUUACGGACCCUUUAGGGGAUAAAGUGUUCCCUGACGAAUACCAGGAUGCUGUGUAAAAAGUGAUGUCAUUGCAAGAGAAUAAUGAGGCCUUAUCUAUUUUGGGUGGCUAUAGGAAUUUAAACAUCCAGCUGACUUGAAAGGACUGUAGCUGUUUAAAUCACCAAAUUUAGAACCAGAUCCUGAGAAGUUGAGAACUAACAAUGGAAAUUGCAUAUGCUCAGCAACUCUCUCAAUUUCAUCUUUGGUUAUAGAUAAGGGUCCAUGCAUAGGGCUGGUGAACCCACCAGCAAUUUCCUUGCAGUGCCAUUGUGCUUUGAAAAAGUAUGCGAAUGCUCAUCUUUUAUCCAUUACAGUAAUCUGUAAAAAGACCACCCCCCGCCAACAUUGGAAUAUAUAUAAAAAGUUAAUAUAUACAACCUAGACCUCUGACACCAGUUUAAAUUUCCAGUUUCUAAUGUCUGCCCAAGUACUGUUACCCGAGUUUAAAUUCAUGUUGCUGUAUCAUCUCAUUAAUUGAAAAAAACAGUUGGUGCCUCAUGGCAAAAUUUAAAAAAAAUCUAUUUAGAGAUCAUUUUGUUUCAUAUGGGCAAUUUGAUCUAGUUGAUUUAAGCAUAGCACAAGGAGACAGUUCUAAUCCUAGUUUUGCUUCUGAUUUGCUGUGUGCCCUUGCCCAAAUUACUUAACUUCUUUUGUCUUAAGUCCCCCAAUGUGUAUAAUGCAACUAAUGACCAUUGUUUUUACAGUGCUUUGAAAAUAUGAAGAAUUAAGGUUUGUUGUUUUGUCAUCCUCCCCAAGCCCCACUCCUCUCCCUCCCCAAAAAGGAUAUUUUUCAGGGGCUUUUGUUUUCCUGGUAUGUGUGCAUGUUUGUGGUUGGUCGAUUGUCUUUUUUUUUUGUUGUUGUUUUUUUUUCCCCAGAACAUUGGCUCUUUCUGCUUAGUCCUCAUUUGAACCAAGCUCUGUUUGUGACCUCUCCUGGUUGCCAGAGCAAUCAAUAGAAUUAUCACAAAUAGAAAAUUUCGUGGGAAUCCUUAUCCUGAACAAAUCUGAUUGACAUACUCUGCCUGUUAAUGAGGAAAAUUGUCUUCUAUUCUAAAGUGAAUCAAAUUUGUUGGUCUCUAAGCUGCCACAAGUACUCUUGUUCUUUUUCCAUAAACUAGUUAAUUUAAACCAUUCCCUUCAGCAUACAAGUGUAAUGAAAUGAAAACUCACCGUGAAUGAGACAGUGGGCCAAAUGAUGAUCUCUCAAACCAGAGCAAAUCUGAAGUAUCUCCAGGAUUUAGACCAAUUUAAUAGAGCAGAAUUCAUCCCAUUAUGUGUACUGUGUGUAUGUAUUGGCAUACUAAAAUUAGGGAAACUUGUUUUGGUUAUUCUUUAAUUUUAGAUUGAUAGAAAUAUAUGCAAUAGCUGCACUGUUCCAGAAUACCAUUUAGUAACCAAAUUAUAAAUAUAUCUUUUGGUAAGAAGGGUCCCUCUAUAAAAUAACAGUGAAAAUGACAGUGUUAAAACAAAUAUAUUUUCUCUUCAAAUUUGUAAAACAAGAUGCAAACAAAAGCUUUAAUAUUAGGAUUUUUAAAAGGCAUUUCUAACAAGCCCAUAUGGUAAAAUGCCAUUAGCAAGAUCUAGUAUUUCUCUUUCAAAAUGAGAAUACAAAAUAACUCAAGCCUUUUAAAAUGUUAUAUAAAUAGUACAUCUCUCCUUGAUGCUCUUUGAGCUAAAAAAUCACCAUUCCAGAACUUAUGUCUUUCAAAAGAUGUAUCCGAUUUUGAAUGUUACAUUUUUCUAAUGUAACUGUAUCUAUGGGACCUCUUCUCUAAAGAGAUGCUCAGACUUGGGAAGAUGGGAACGCAGUAAGUAGUAAACAUUGUCACCAGCACGAGAGGAGCUAGUAUUUGCAUUAGCUAUUUACAAAGCAUUAUUUGAAGGAAUAAAAUAUUGGUUUCAGAAAUUUGUGUUGUUUUUGGUUUAGUUUAACAAUUUCAGCUUUUCAGCAAGAGCCACUACUGUCAAAUUUAUACUGUAUUUGAGCUUUGAAGAGGCAGGUACAGUGUCUGACCACUGUAGUCACUUUAUUUUGUACCAUCUUUGUACAUUCCUGUUGUAUAGUUGGAGCUGUAGUUCUAGAGGGUCGUUGUUCUUUGUAAUGUCUGAAUAGUAUUUAAAACCAACCUUUAUUGUUGUUAGCUGUAACUGCUGCUUUUUUGGUUACUUAUGCAUUCUUAUGAUAAUUAACAGCCCAGUUCAGUGACUCAGUUGUAUACGAGAAGCAGAGUGAAUAACUUUAAAUGUUUAUGUAACUAUACUAAAUGAAUGCAAUAUAAAGGUCUUGUACUGUAAAAAAGUGACAUCUUUUGCCAUUUUAGUAAUUUGAUAAUGUAUUCAGUUACCAGAUUAUGAACUUCAGGUUGCACUAAAUUUGUCCUUGUUUUUCACAGUGGCUUCAAAUAAAAUAAACACAUCUUAUGUGCUUUC
Gopherus evgoodei (Goodes thornscrub tortoise) is the source of this 9473-nucleotide messenger RNA. RefSeq names its product A-kinase anchoring protein 11 (gene AKAP11). The transcript has 12 exons. Gene Ontology annotation, biological process: intracellular protein localization. Gene Ontology annotation, molecular function: protein kinase A binding. Lineage: Eukaryota; Metazoa; Chordata; Testudines; Testudinidae. The record is from RefSeq and is a predicted model, not a curated record. Gene Ontology annotation, cellular component: cytoplasm. Bases 238 to 6129 code for a protein of 1963 amino acids.